AUGGCACCAAUCAAGUACCAAGUCAAGCUCUCCGAUUUCUGGCGCAGCAAGGCAAUAAUCACUCCCUCCAAUACCUCUUUCCCUACCUACACAGCGGAUUUCUCCUGGUUAUUUAGCAGGAAACCAACUCCUAGCAUUGUGUUACGCCGAGUUCUACAAGAUAAUCAAGAAGUAACUUUAUCUUCUGAACCUAACUCGUCAAAUUUACCACCAGCCACAUCAACAGAAAUACUCGGAGCAGUAGACCUCGACCUACUCUCCCUAUCCAAACCAUUUUACAUCACAUUCCAAGACCCGCUUGGCACACACUAUACAUCCUCACUACCCUGGAAACCAGUGGAAGUAAACAACAAAUGGACGACCAAUGGUUUUGUCCUGACCCUUCCAAGAACAGAUGGAGAGGAAGGGGAGGGAAGAAAGUUUUGUUGGAAGCGAACAUCGGGUAUUACGAAGGAGAAGAAGCAGAAUAUUGUUAUGAGAAAGUUGGACUGGCUGCAUCUUAAGCUCGUUGAUGAAGAAGGGAAGACGGUUACUACUUUUGUCCAUGAUUGCAGUCCUGGGUGGAAUCGCGGGGAUUUUGUUUUUGAGGAGGAGAUGGCUGGUGGAACGGGUUUGGUCGAAUUCGAGAGGGUGGUUAUUUUAAGUGGACUUGGGGUUGUGGAGUAUAUUAGAAAAGUUGCGGGAUUCAGUUGGUAA
This is a messenger RNA of Hymenoscyphus albidus, 696 nucleotides long. The record is from the annotation of a GenBank genome assembly. Lineage: Eukaryota; Fungi; Ascomycota; Leotiomycetes; Helotiales; Helotiaceae.